Molecule: messenger RNA, 336 nt
Organism: Venustampulla echinocandica
Lineage: Eukaryota; Fungi; Ascomycota; Leotiomycetes; Helotiales; Pleuroascaceae
Exons: 1
Coding region: 1-336 (111 amino acids)
Source: RefSeq, a predicted model, not a curated record
AUGGAAAAACUAAAGCCGUUGGAGGAGAAGGGCUACCUCACGCACUGGACUACGAGUGCUAUUAUCGCGCAGCACCCAAUCACCGUGGUUGCAACCGGUGAUGUACCGCUCCACAAGCUUAUAUCAAAUAUGACAUACCGACAAAUAUUCUACGAUGCGCCUAUCACGAAGCUCUCGGAGCCGAACACACCAUAUAAUAGUAAUAACUCAUACUACGGCAGUACAUCCAUUCGUAACGGUGUAGGGUGGGUUACGUUCGGGCGCUUAACUAAGAACCAGAAGGAAACAAUCAAGGCACAAACAAAGAGAGCUAAUGAGCUUUGGAACGACAAGUAG